This is a messenger RNA of Elgaria multicarinata webbii, 3347 nucleotides long. RefSeq names its product MAPK activated protein kinase 2 (gene MAPKAPK2). Gene Ontology annotation, cellular component: cytoplasm; nucleus. Gene Ontology annotation, biological process: inflammatory response; protein autophosphorylation; cellular response to vascular endothelial growth factor stimulus. Gene Ontology annotation, molecular function: calcium-dependent protein serine/threonine kinase activity; calmodulin binding; ATP binding. The transcript is spliced from 10 exons. The record is from RefSeq and is a predicted model, not a curated record. Lineage: Eukaryota; Metazoa; Chordata; Lepidosauria; Squamata; Anguidae. Bases 202 to 1386 code for a protein of 394 amino acids.
AAGACCCGCGUGGGGGCCGGUUCACAAAGAAGAAAGAGCGCGGCUCCAGCCAGCCGAGAAGCGGCGAGGAAUCGGCUGCGGGCUGUUUGGCGCAAACUUCCUACCGUCGGAGAACGAAGGCGAGGAAGAAGAGGGAGGAGCAGGCGGGGCGAGGCGGGCAGGGAGGAACCGCUCUUGGCUGCCCCGGCUCCGGACGGGACGAUGCUGUCCAACUCUCAGAAUCAGAACCCGCAGGUACUUUUCCCCAACCCGCCGCCGCCGCCCCCUCCGCCGCCGCCGCCACAACUGGCCCAGCAGCAGCAGCAACAGUUCCCCCAGUUCCACAUCAAGUCCGUCCUCCCGAUUAAGAAAAAUGCCAUCACGGACGAUUACAAGGUCACCACGCAAGUGCUGGGGCUGGGGAUUAAUGGGAAAGUUUUGGAAAUCUUUAACAAGAAAACGGGAGACAAGUUUGCCCUGAAGAUGCUGCAAGACUGUCCGAAAGCUCGCAGGGAGGUGGAGCUCCACUGGAGGGCAUCCCAGUGUCCUCAUAUCGUGAAAAUUAUAGAUGUCUAUGAAAACCUUUACCAGGGUCGAAAAUGUCUCCUGAUAGUCAUGGAAUGCUUGGAUGGUGGGGAACUCUUCAGUCGAAUUCAAGACAGAGGAGACCAGGCGUUCACAGAAAGAGAGGCUUCUGAUAUCAUGAAGAGCAUCGGAGAAGCCAUUCAGUAUUUACACUCAAUCAACAUUGCACACCGGGAUGUUAAGCCAGAAAACCUCUUAUACACCUCAAAAAGGCCCAACACUGUAUUAAAACUCACAGACUUUGGCUUUGCUAAAGAAACCACCACACAUAACUCCCUAGCUACACCAUGCUACACGCCAUACUAUGUGGCUCCAGAAGUAUUAGGCCCAGAGAAAUAUGAUAAGUCCUGUGAUAUGUGGUCCCUUGGUGUCAUCAUGUACAUUUUGCUCUGUGGCUAUCCCCCAUUCUAUUCCAACCAUGGUCUGGCCAUUUCUCCAGGCAUGAAGAAACGGAUCCGGAUGGGUCAAUAUGAAUUUCCAAACCCAGAGUGGUCUGAAGUAUCUGAGGAAGUCAAACAGCUGAUCCGGAAUUUGCUGAAAACAGAUCCAACACAGCGGAUGACUAUAACAGAGUUCAUGAAUCACCCAUGGAUCAUGCAAUCAAUGCAGGUGCCGCAGACACCAUUGCACACUAGCAGAGUUUUGAAAGAAGAGAAAGACCUUUGGGAGGAUGUCAAGGAGGAGAUGACAAGUGCCUUGGCCACCAUGAGAGUGGAUUAUGAACAAAUCAAGAUUAAGAAAAUUGAAGACUCAUCUAACCCGUUGCUUAUGAAGAGGCGGAAGAAAGCAAACCCCCCUGAACCUACCCCCCUCCCUCACUGAGGGCUCAGUAGAAUCAAGCCUGGUGGUUGUGAAAGCAAUAACUAUAUCUAUAUAUUUUUAAAACAAAUCGGAGAUAAGACUGUCAUAUCAAACGCAUGGAAUUCAGAUCUUUAUACCAGACUAGUUAUUUUUUUAGCUGCCCCUCAUGGUUCUGACCUUCCUGGGGUCAAGCAGGAGACAGCUGCUCUCUGUACAAUACAGCUAUUUUAUUUUUAUUUUUUGUCCUGUAGGGAAAUGUUUCUGGUAAAUUGGAUUUCUGUUGGUAAAAUCUCCUUUCGUUCUCCCCCACCCGCCCAGAGACGUUGAAAUUCCUGUGAUCACCAUUUAAGGGUUAAUAUAUAUCUAUAUCUAUAUAUUUUUAAAACUACUGUAGAGCUCAAAUCCAGACAGUCAAGAGUCCAGUGCUAAGUUGGUUGUUGAUGUUGUUGGGUUGUUGUUUUUUAAAUAGAGUUAAAGGCUUUCAGUUUGUGUCAAUGAAGGGCCAGGGCUGUUGAAGAAAUGCCAUUUGAAACAAAGGCAUUGUUGACGCUGUGGUCUUCGUGUAACACCAGGAACCAUUUCUUUGCUAUUGUACCUUAAGCUCAGUUUGCAGGUCUUGGACAGUAUUGAUCAAAUGUUCAAAGUACAAGACAGCUCCUUAAACUGGAAGUCAGUCUCUCUCUCUCUCUCUCUCUCUCUCUCUCUCUCUCUCUCUCUCUCUCUCUCUCUCUCUGUGUGUGUCUCUGUCUCUCUGUCUCUGUCUGUCUGUCUGUCUGUCUGUCUGUCUGUCUGUCUGUCUGUCUCUCUCUCUCUCUCUCUCUCUCUCAGUAUGCACAGGAUUACUUCAACUUACUUGUGAGUUUGUGGAUUGUAUGUAAUGAUGUGGUAGGAGGUAUAUUGGGUGUCUGUAAGUAUAGGCAGGAAGGCCCCUACUUUUGUAUUCUACUUUGUGAUGAACCCGGAAUUCAUUUAUGAUCUCAGGGUAUUUGGGUGGGUGGAGCAGGCAGAAAGGAGCUUGUUGAUUGAUUGAUGAUUGAUCUCUUUCAUGUGCUGACACAGCCUUCCUGGAGCAGUACACUAGAAUAUGUCUAGUCUCCAUCCCCACCUCACUCAGUGAUAAAGCCUGCAUCCUGGGUUCAAUUGAAAAGAUCUCAUGCUGUAAGGUUGCAGGCUCACGUUGCCCAUAUCAGUGAGCAUUUUGUUGUGACUGUUGCAUCGUUGUUCUUGGAGCUGUUCAUGGCAGUCCUUAUUCUUGACUUUACCAGGAAACUUCAGCUCAUUGGGAGUGCAUAGCAAAGGUGCAAAUCAGAGAUACACAUCCCAUUGGGAUAUAGCUUGGAACUCAUGUGAGGGCAAAAUCUGCCACCUGUCUACUCUCAUGUGAAAAUUAUAAUGAGAAACUAUUAAAAUGGAGCUUUCUUGGGUGAAUUCCUUAUUGGCUUUGGGUGUGGCUUGACUGCAUGGCACAAAUGUCAACAAUAGGAGAAGAUAAAUGGGGUUCUGCCUAGAAAACCAAAAGGCUGUAGUUUGGAGAAAUGAGGAUGGAAUUUACAUAGGCUGCAAAGCUGAGAUUCUGCUUUUGUGCGUUUGCCUAAAGCCAUGCUCUCUUGAGUCUUGACUCUUACUCUGACUGCAUCAUAGAAAAGUAAAGGGUAAGGUGCCCCUUCACAUAAUACUUUGCCUCAUUAUGCUGGUGGUCAAUCCAUUUUUCGUACUCUUUCUGUAUAUCCUUAGUCCAUGACUGAAUAUCUUUUGCAACAUUUGUUUCACUGGCAUUUUAAUGUUUUAAACCACAUACUUUCUUUUCUUUUUUUAAAGAAAGGUUUAGCUUUUAGGUGACAUUUUAGACACUGUAUGGAAUUUUAAUUUGUAAAAAAGAAAAAGAAAAAAAUAAGUUUUACUCUUUUUUUGGUGUCUCAUUGCUGAAACAAAUUCUUUGAUCUGCUUUUCCCCAUUUUGGAUUAAAGACACCUAAUACAUCA